Molecule: messenger RNA, 1074 nt
Organism: Penicillium canariense
Lineage: Eukaryota; Fungi; Ascomycota; Eurotiomycetes; Eurotiales; Aspergillaceae
Product: isocitrate/isopropylmalate dehydrogenase family protein
Exons: 2
Coding region: 1-1074 (357 amino acids)
Molecular function (GO): oxidoreductase activity, acting on the CH-OH group of donors, NAD or NADP as acceptor; NAD binding
Source: RefSeq, a predicted model, not a curated record
AUGGCUCCGUCGUACAAGAUUGCCUCCAUUCCCGGAGACGGCAUCGGGCCCGAGGUCGUCAGCGCCACCAUUCAGGUGGUCGAGAAACUGGCAAAGACGUUGGGAGCAUUUCAAAUUGAAUUUACCCAUAUCCCGUGGGGAACCGCGUACUACAAGGAAACCGGACGAUAUUUGUCGGAAGAUGCACUUGACACUCUUCGCAAAUUCGAUGCAGGGAUCUUCGGUGCGGUGGGUGCUCCAGACGUACCGGACCAUAUCUCUUUGUGGGGCCUUCUCCUUGCCAUUCGAGGCCCUCUGCAACUAUAUGCCAAUGUCCGACCGGUGCGGACUUUCCCUGGAACCAAAUGCCCUCUCAACACAGCAACUGAGGGAAUCGAUUGGAUGUUGGUUCGUGAGAACUCCGAAGGCGAGUACUCGGGCCAAGGAGGCCGAUCGCAUGUGGGACAGCCGUGGGAGGCAGCCACAGAGGUGGCCAUGUUCACCCGUGUCGGUAUUGAACGCAUCAUGCGAUUUGCGUUCGAGACGGCGCGGUCACGGCCUCGGAAGUUGUUGACUGUGGUGACGAAGAGCAACUCCAUGCGUAAUGGCAUGGUUCUCUGGGAUGAGGUUGCGGCUUCUGUCGCCCAGGACUUUCCCGAUGUCACCUGGGAUAAAAUGCUGGUGGACGCAAUGACGGUGCGCAUGGUGACCAAGCCGCAGUCCAUUGACACCAUUGUCGGCACCAACUUGCAUAUGGAUAUCCUAUCCGAUCUGGCUGCGGCCCUGGCUGGAUCGAUUGGUGUCGCGCCAUCGAGUAAUCUGGAUCCCACCCGUAAGAACCCAUCUCUGUUCGAGCCUGUGCAUGGCAGUGCAUUCGACAUUACUGGCAAGGGUGUCGCGAACCCGGUCGCGACUUUCUGGUCGGCUGCAGAAAUGCUCAAGUGGAUUGGCGAGAAGAAUGCGGCUGACAAGCUGAUGACUUGUGUGGAGAACGUAUGUGCGGCGGGCAUCUUGACACCAGAUCUGGGCGGCACCUCGAGCACGCAGGAAGUGGUGGACGCGGUAUGUGUCGAGAUUGGCAAGAUCAAAGCGUGA